This is a messenger RNA of Macadamia integrifolia, 2131 nucleotides long. Its product is annotated as fructose-bisphosphate aldolase-lysine N-methyltransferase, chloroplastic. The record is from RefSeq and is a predicted model, not a curated record. Gene Ontology annotation, molecular function: protein binding; protein-lysine N-methyltransferase activity. Gene Ontology annotation, biological process: peptidyl-lysine monomethylation. Lineage: Eukaryota; Viridiplantae; Streptophyta; Magnoliopsida; Proteales; Proteaceae. Bases 177 to 1583 code for a protein of 468 amino acids. The transcript is spliced from 15 exons.
AACAAUAGAGAGCACUGUUUGCUCUGGUUACCAUGUCGUAUGUCUCUCACGAAGGGGACGAGUCAAAUGUCACCAGCCGUGGUGGCAUACCCUAUAAUCAACUCUGAAAUUGCACAUUUACGCUUUCUUAACCAGUUUCGGACUUUCGUCUUCAUCGCUGUGUUGCGAUUUGAAGUAUGUGGGCAGUGAGUCGGUUUACCAACGUCUGGUUUCAUAGUCCCUUUCUUAUCCACUUUUCAAAUCUCCACUUCAGACUGAAAUGCUUCUCUUCGCUCUCUAAGGUUGAACCAUGUCUAAGUGAAGAUUGCGAUGAUUUUUUCUUGCCGUGGUUAGAGCGGAAGGCAGGGACCGAAAUUUCUUCAGUUCUUUCGAUUGGGAAGUCUGGAUAUGGCAGGUCAUUGUUCGCAUCGAAGUCCAUACGAGCUGGAGAUUGCAUAUUAAAGGUUCCUUUCAGCGUGCAGAUAACACCAGAUAAAGUUCUUCCCGAAAUUAGCUGUUUAUUAGGAGAUGAUGUUGGAUAUAAUGCACGGCUUGCUAUUCUUAUUUUAGUCGAGAAUAAAUUGGGUCAGGACUCCAGAUGGGCCCCCUAUAUAAGCCGUCUUCCUCGGCCCGGGGAGCUUCAUUGCACGAUAUUCUGGAGUAAAGAUGAGCUGGACAUGGUACGAAAAAGUGCAAUAUAUCAUGAAACUGUCAAUCAACAAGCCCAAGUUGAAAAGGAAUUUUUGGCAAUUAGACCAGUUCUUGAUAAUUUCCCUCAUAUUUUUGAAGAUGUUACACUGAAGGAUUUCAUGCAUGCAUAUGCAUUAGUUGGAUCCCGUGCAUGGGGAAGUUCAAAGGGUUUAUCUCUGAUUCCAUUUGCAGAUUUCCUAAAUCAUGAUGAGUUUUCAGAGGCAGUGUUGUUAAGUGACAAACAUAAAAAAACCUCCGAGGUUAUUGCUGAAAGGGAUUAUGCUACUGGUGAAGAGGUUUUAAUAAGGUAUGGAAAAUUCCCAAACACCACACUCCUGCAGGACUUUGGAUUUACGCUUCCAUACAACAUUCAUGAUCAGGUUCAAAUUUGGGUUGGUGUACCUCAACAUGAUCCUCUACGUAUGAUGAAAUUGGACCUUUUACACAAACAUUGUGCCCCAACAACAGUCAGAACCACUGACGGUUUUGAUUCUUGCAAGACUAAUUUUACAAUCAAGGAAGUAAGAUCUGCUAGUAGAAAAGGGAAGGGGAUUCCACAGCCACUUCGUGCAUUUGCCCGUAUUUUGUCCAGCACUUCUAUUGAAGAACUGGAGGAUUUGGUUUCGGAAGCUGCACAAAAUGAUGGCCGGCUGGCUCGACGUCCUCUACAGAACAACAGUAAGGAGAUCCAAGCCCAUCAGUUCCUGCUAUCGCAAAUUUCACAAUUGAUUCAGGAAUAUGAAGUGUCUAUCAAGUUACUGAAUCCUGACAAGACUACCUCAGUUGGACAGCUUGCUAUCCGAGCACAAAUGGCUCGAGAUCUCCUUGCUGGGGAACGUCGUGUCCUAAAGUCAGCAUCUGCUUGGCUAAAGAACUACUGUGCAACCUUAUCUACUGCGAAGGAUCAUUCCUGAGAACAUGAUAAUGCCAUCGGUGAUUUUGAAAAUUAACCAAAGAGUGAGCAGCCAAGAAGAACGUGGCAAGAAAUGUGUCUUCUGGAAAUUCGAGUUGUGGAUAAAUACCGCGGCUGUGAACCAUGCAUUAUAUUUAGCAAAUCUGCCCUCGAAUCAUAUGGAAAUUGGUGUGCAUGUCAAACUGUAGCCAGCAGGGAUGGCCCCAAAGUAAGUACGCAUGCAAAUGGUCUCACACCCACAGCCUACGGUGUACCAAGACAUCCACCUGAAACUAGUAAGGGGAACGAGAUGGCGAGGAAACUUCACUUCUGUACAAUUAGAAACUGUGAGCAGGCUGAUUUAGUCUCAGGAUAUAAAAGUACAGGGCAUCAAGGACACUGUAACCUUUCUUGAGAAAUGUGUAAGAUUGCAAGUGAUUUUUUUUCUAACCUGUAUAAAUAAAAACAACCAAGCUCUUGCUAUUUUAGGGUUUGGGAGGGGUAAAUGUACGUAGUCUUACCUCUUGUUUCACCGGAGAAAUUGUUACCAAGUUUCUAACUUGUGAUCAA